AUGGCAUCAAAAUCGCAACAGAUAUCAGCGAUUGGACUACUGACAGGAGUGGCUUCAACCUAUAACAUUACAGAUAUUGGAGGUGGAUUUCGAGCUGGCGAUGGCUAUUCACCUCUCUUGGCUAGUUUGGGACUUGUCUCUGGAUUGGCAGUCGUAUCACAAAAUCUUUACGUGACAGAUGGCAGUAUGAACCUUUUAAGAAAAAUUGACAUGUCAAACCCACAAAAUCCAAUCAUUCAAACCAUUGCAGGUGUUUUGAAUGACAAAGGAUACAAUGGUGAUAAUCUAUUGGCAACAUUGGCCACUCUCUCUUCACCUUCAUCCAUUGCUUUCAACUAA
Messenger RNA from Naegleria fowleri, 339 nucleotides. RefSeq lists its product as uncharacterized. NCBI's taxonomy places the organism in Eukaryota, Heterolobosea, Eutetramitea, Acrasida, Naegleriidae. The record is from RefSeq and is a predicted model, not a curated record. Bases 1 to 339 code for a protein of 112 amino acids. The transcript has a single exon.